CAGGUUAAUUAACGUGGGUUAUAUACAGUACGUGUGUGUGUCCAACACUUCAAUCUCUCAAAAUAAUGAAAUAGUACUAUUCACUUUCAUUUACUUUGUAAACUCCCCCAUACACACGAGUGAAUGAUAUAAACUUUUAACUAAUUCCUUGUCCUUUUUUAUAAUUAUUAUUUAUAGCCACAAAAUUCCAGAAAUCUGCAAACCCACAUUUAUAUAAGAAAAAAAAGAGUCACAGAGAACAUUCUUCUCUGAUACUAAUGCCUGGCCUGGCCGAGUCUUAAAAGAGUUUUUGUUCUUGCUUUUUGGUUCUUGAUUGGACUAAAUCUGAGUUAAUAAGGAGAAACAAGAAGAAAUAAUCAAGAUCAUAAUGGUUUGUUUCUGUUUCUUGGUUGAUCAGACAAGGAAAGUGAAACGGAGCAAACCGGUGGCUGGAACAUGCUCACGGUGUGGCCAUUGUGCGAGCAUCGCCGACAUGAAGACUUCCACCAGAUUCUGUUUCAUUCCUAUUUAUUGGAAAUCUUGGAGAGCUGUCGUUUGCAGUUUCUGCGGCUCUGUUCUUAAGUCUUAUCGUUAAAUAAGAUUUUCCAAAAUUUUAUCAACUCACUGUUUUUUUGUUUUUUCCUUUUCUUUAAAUGAUGAUCCUCUCUUAAAUAUUAGCAACAGAAAUUAGGUAUAUAUAGUAUUAUUAUUAUAUAAUGAUAUAUGCAAUAGAUAUGUAUGUGUAAUGGUAAUAGUGAGAUCAUAGGGUUUUGUUUAAUUUUAUAUGGUUCUAUCUACCUGCAAGAGGAUCUUCUUGACAUGUUUAAUCUUUUGUAAUCAAACGGAAACUAUAUGGUUAAGUGUUAGUGUAUACAUAUAAAUGUGGUGUUGGUGUGA
Messenger RNA from Camelina sativa (false flax), 876 nucleotides. Lineage: Eukaryota; Viridiplantae; Streptophyta; Magnoliopsida; Brassicales; Brassicaceae. The record is from RefSeq and is a predicted model, not a curated record.